Messenger RNA from Aureobasidium namibiae CBS 147.97, 822 nucleotides. RefSeq lists its product as uncharacterized. Gene Ontology annotation, biological process: endoplasmic reticulum unfolded protein response. Bases 1 to 822 code for a protein of 273 amino acids. Gene Ontology annotation, cellular component: Hrd1p ubiquitin ligase ERAD-L complex; endoplasmic reticulum membrane. Gene Ontology annotation, molecular function: ubiquitin-specific protease binding; misfolded protein binding. The transcript has 3 exons. Lineage: Eukaryota; Fungi; Ascomycota; Dothideomycetes; Dothideales; Saccotheciaceae. The record is from RefSeq and is a predicted model, not a curated record.
AUGUCGUCGCCUUCUAUUGCAGACGCGUUCUGGGCAGCACCCCCAAUCGCUAGAACUCUUACUGCUGCCACCCUUGUCCUGUCGCUCAACUUUUGGAUCUUGCCUAUCAUCAACCCUGGCUACUUCGUCUUUGUACCCCAGCUGGUACUGAAGUUAUGGAUCCCUCAAGUUUGGCGACUCGUGACGGGCUUCUUCAUCAGUGGCCCUUCACUGGGCCUGAUCAUGGAUCCAUACUUCUUGUUCACAUACUGCAAGGCUUUGGAGGUUGACUCAAGCCGCUUCUCCCAGCCAGGCGAUCUGUUUGUCGCCCUGGUCUUCAUCUGUAGUGUCAUCAUGCUCCUCACAGGCUUCGUCUUUGGCGGAGGCUUGCUCUUGGGUCCGCUUCUUCUUGCCCUCGCCUAUCUGCAUGUGCAAGAUGCCCCCGAUGGCAUGAUGACUUUCUUCUUCUUCAGCAUUCGUCGCAAGUAUCUGCCUGGUUGUAUGUUGUUGGUUGCCUUUCUCAUGGCAGGUCCUCAAGAAGCCCUCAAGCAAGCCUUUGGUCUUGUCGCUGCCCACCUGUACGACUUCUUGACUAGAAUUUGGCCAUCGUACGGUGGCGGCUACAACCCUAUCCGUACACCGCAAGUCGUGCAGCGUUGGUUUGCCAGGCCCAGUGGCGCAAGUACAACUCGCUCGUAUGGUACUGCCUUCCAGAGCCGCCCCGCUGGUUCUGUCGGCGCUCAGCCUCAGCCAGGCAGCUCCCGUGGUGGUGGUUGGACCAGUGGAUUCACCUCGGGUGCAUGGGGCUCUCGCGGACCUGGCAGAAGACUGGGUGGUGAUUAA